AGCAGAUCUGCCGCAGUAUGUAGGUUUACCUAAGAAACUGGGCCGGAGGAAGAGGACGUAUCAGAGUCUGAAGCUGGACCCUCAGACGGAAAGAUGGAGGACAGACAGAACAGUGCUACACCUGAUGAAGGAUCGUCAGUUUCCUCUCGUCAACCCAGCAUAUCCGCUCAGACUGGAGGCAUUGUGGUCGCUCCUCCCAUCAUCAACUCAACUGUUGCCGGUGACGUAAUCAUCCACGUCAACUCACCUGGCCAAGGGUCUGCCAGUUCAAGCCAUGGCACUGCAGACAUCAGUGGUGCUCUGCAGCCCCAACAAAGUGACCAACAUGAGGUUUUGAAGGCACAUAAGGGAUGUCUGGAGAGUAAAUAUCAACAUCAAGAAAAUAAAGCAGAAAAUGCAAAUGAAGCCCUCAUCAACGAUACCUUCACUGACCUCCACAUCACAGAGGGAAUGACUAACAUUAACACCCAACAUGAGGUGUGGCAGGUUGAGAGAGUUUCAAAGAUGAAGUCCUGCCAUGAUACUUCAAUCAAGUACCACGAAAUCUUUACAGCCUUACCUGGCAAAGAGAAAAACAUCAGAGUCGUUCUGACGAAUGGCGUUGCUGGUGUUGGAAAAACCUUCUUAGUGCAGAAGUUCAUUCUGGACUGGGCAAAGGGCUUGAAAAACAAAGAUAUCACUCUAGUGAUUCCACUUUCGUUCAGGGAGCUGAACCUGAAAAAAGAUAAGCAGUUCAGUCUGCUCGACCUGAUCCAUGCAUUCUAUCCAUUAAAGAAGCUCACAGCAGAUAUGCUUGUUGCCUGGAAAGUUUUGUUCAUCUUUGACGGCCUCGAUGAAAGCAAAUUUUCACUGGAUUUUGAGAACGAUGAGGUCGUUUCUGUUGUCACACAGAUGUCAGUCAGCGUGCUGUUGACAAACCUCAUCAAGGGGAAGCUGCUUCCCUCUGCUUUCAUCUGGAUAACUUCCCGACCUGCAGCAGCCAAUCAGAUCCCUCUGACAUUUGUUGACAGGGUAACAGAAGUACGAGGCUUCACUGACGCCCAGAAGGAGGAGUACUUCAGGAGGAGAUUCAGUGAUGAAAAGCAGUCCAGCACAAUCAUCUCACACAUCAAGACAUCCAGGAGCCUCCGUGUCAUGUGUCACAUCCCAGUCUUCUGCUGGAUCAUUUCCUCAGUUCUGGAGCACAUGUUGACUCCAGACCAGAGAGAAGAGCUUCCCAAGACCCCAACUAACAUGUACUCACACUUCCUGGUGGUUCAGACAAAGAAGAAGAACAAAAAGUAUGAUGAGGGACAUGAGACGAGUCCACAGGAGCUGACGGAGGUGGACAGGAACCUUCUUCUAAACCUGGGGAAGCUGGCGUUUAAACAUCUAGAGAAAGAAAACAUCAUAUUCUACAGAGAAGACCUGAAGAAGUGUGAUCUUGAUGUCACAGAGGCCUUGGUGUAUUCAGGACUUUGUAAAGAGCUCCUCAAAUGCGAUCCUUGCCUCGACCCUCAAACAGUCUACAGCUUUGUUCAUCUGAGUGUUCAGGAGUUUCUGGCUGCAGUCUACAUGUACCACUGUUACACCAGCAGGAAGAAGAAGGUACUGGAGGACUUCCUGGGGAAAAAAUGGAUGCAUGAAAACAGUGAUUCAUCCCAGGAUGCCUCCCAAAAGAGAGCCUGGGAAGAACUGCUGGGAGAUGUUGGUGAUGUGGAUCAUGGUGAUGACGAUUAUGACGAUGAUGAUAAUGAUGACGAUCUUGAUCAUGAUGACGUUGAUGAUAACCAUGGUGACAACAAUGACAAUCAUGAUGAUGAUGACAGAGAUGACAGACACAAUAACCAUUACCCAUCUCUGGAUGUCUUCCUGAAGAGAGCCAUGGAGAAAUCUCUCACAAGUAAAAAUGGCCGCUUCGACCUGUUUGUCCGCUUCCUUCAUGGCCUCUCUCUGGACUCCGACCAGACUCACUUAGGAGGUCUGCUGGGUCAGACAGACAACAGUCCAGAAAUCAUCCAGAGAGUCAUCAACAACCUGAAGAAGAUGAAUACUCGAGAUAUCUCUCCUGACAGAAGCAUCAACAUCUUACACUGUCUGAUGGAGAUGAACGACCGCUCACUACAUGAGGAUAUUGAAGAGUUCCUUAAGUCAUCAGAAGAACUCUCUGAGAUCCACUGCUCAGCUCUGGCCGACAUGCUGCAGAUGUCAGAGGAGGUUCAGGAUGAGUUGGACCUAAAGAAGUACAACACAUCAGAGGCAGGAAGACGGAGACUGAUCCCAGCUGUGAGGAACUGCAGAAAGGCUCAACUUUCUGACUGUGGGCUGUCAGAGACUCACUGUGAAGUUGUGGCCUCAGCUUUGUAUUCUGAUCCAUCCCAUCUGAAAGAGCUGGACCUGAGUGACAACAACCUGCAAGAUUCAGGAAUGAAGCUGCUGUCUGCUGGAUUGGAGAGUCCACACUGUACACUGGAGUCUCUAAGGCUGAGUGGCUGCAGUUUGUCAGAGAUCUCUUCUCUUGCAUCAGCACUGAGGUCCAACCCCUCCCAUCUGAGAGAGCUGGAUCUGAGUGGAAACAACCUGCAGGAUUCGGGGGUGAAGAAGCUGUGUGAUUUUCUGAAGAAUCGAGACUGUAAACUGGAGACUCUGAGAUUGAGAGACUGCAGUUUAUCAGAGAGCAGCUGUACUUCUCUGAUCUCCGUUCUGAAGUCCAACCCCUCCCAUCUCAGAGAGCUGGAUCUGAGCGGAAACAAGCUGCAGGAUUCAGUAAUGAAGCGGCUGUUCUUCUUUCUGAAGAGUCAACACUGUAAACUGAAGACUCUGAGAUUGAGUCUCUGCAGUUUGUCAGAGAGCAGCUGUGCUUCUCUGGUCUCAGCUCUGAAGUCCAACCCCUCCCAUCUGAGAGAGCUGGAUCUGAGCUACAACAAGCUGAAGGAUUCAGAAGUGAAGCUGCUGUGUGAUUUUCUGAAGAGUCCACGGGGUGAAAUGGAGACUCUGAGACUGAAGUGGUGCAGUUUGUCAGAGAGCAGCUGUGAUUCUCUGGUCUCAGCUCUGAAGUCCAACCCCUCCCAUCUGAGAGAGCUGGACCUGACUGGAAACAAGCUGCAGGAUUCAAGAGUGAAGUUGCUGUGCAAUUUUCUGAAGAGUCCACACUGUAAACUGGAGACUCUGAGAUUGAGGUGGUGCAGUUUGUCCGAGAGCAGCUGUGCUUCGCUGGUCUCAGCUCUGAAGUCCAACCCCUCCCAUCUGAGAGAGCUGGAUCUGAGCUACAACAAGCUGCAGGAUUCAGGAUUAGAGCAGCUGUGUGUUUUUCUGAAGAGUCCACACUAUAAACUGAAGACUCUGAGAUUGAGUUCCUGCAGAUUGUCAGAGAGCAGCUGUGAUUCUCUGGCCUCAGCUCUGGAGUCCAACCCCUCCCAUCUGAAAGAGCUGGAUCUGAGCUACAACAAGCUGCUGGAUUCAGGAUUGGAGCGGAUGUAUGUUUUUCUGGAGAGUCCAGACUGUAAACUGGAGACUCUGCUAUUGAGGUGGUGCAGUUUGUCAGAGAGCAGCUGUGAUUCUCUAGCAUCAGCUCUGGAGUCCAACCCCUCCCACCUGAGAGAGCUGGAUCUGAGCUACAACAAACUGCAGGAUUCAGGCGUAGAGCUGCUGUGUGAUUAUCUUAAGAGUCCAGACUAUAGACUGGAGACUCUGAGGUUCUCCAGUUCUCAAGGUUCACUUGUCACAUUGACUGGAAACCAGAAGAUGAGUGACUGUGCGGAGGAAGAGGAUGAAUCAAACUCUCCAGUAUCCGCACAUCAUCCUCCAGACUUCAGUGAUGAAGCUGGUCCCUCAGACUUAAAGAUGGAGGAGAGAUGGGACAGUGCUACACCUGACAGACAUGAAGGAUAUGCAUCCACAUCCAACACAAACCUUGAUGUGUCUGAGGACAGCAGAGACAAUCACCUGGAUCCUGAGACAAGUCAGCAGCAGGACUUCAAACCCGAAGUGGAUGAGUCUGCAAAUAUUUCAUACAGCUUCAGCUGUCCUCGUCCAGGUGUGUUCCGGUGUACUUUUACUGGACUGGUGUUUGUUAUGGCUCAGGAGGCGGAGCUUCAGUACAGGACUGUCCAAUGGGAUGAGAGCUGCCUACAACCAGCUGGCAAGAUGGCUGCAGGGCCGCUGUUCAACAUCCAGUCCAGUCCUGACGGUGCUGUCAGGCAGCUCCUCCUGCCACACUGUGAAACUAUGGAUGCUCCACUCCCUGAAGGUCUGCUGUCUGUCAUCCACAUCACUGAUGAUGGAAUAAACAUCCUGGAGCUGCUGAAGAUUACAGACACUCAUGUGGUUGUGAACGUCCCUCACCUCUCUACCUUUGGCCUGGUCUGGGAUCUCGUUAAGAGCUUCAUGAACAUCACACGACCAAUCAGAGGCCAGGUUCUGCUGUUCGACCGACCUCCAGACACACAUCAUCGAAUACUCAUAUUUCUGCUGCAGGACAACAUUCCUUUGAGUGAGAUUGUUUUCCAACAUGGAGAAGCUGAGUACAAGAUGUCUUCCAAGUGUCGUCUCAGCAGUGGUCAAAGUUACAGUGUUCAGUGUGAACAGGCCUCCAAAGUACAGCCUGAGCAUGGACCAUUUCACAUGAAGUAUGCAUCACAUUUCUACCCAACAUUUGAGGUUUUCCUCCCUACAAACAAAGAGAAAAUGACUUUGAAGGUCCAAGACCAGGAGAAGAAAGAAGUGUGGAAACGUGUUGUGAAUCUGACAGAUCCAAGAAAGAAAAAUCUGAAGAGGAAUCUUCCAGCAGGUGAUUUCGUCCCAGCGAAGGUAAGUUGGAAGUUGACAUUGAAAAGCAGCAUCCAGCCUGCAACCAAGAUGACUCAGAGGGACCUCCUCAUAAUUCUGGAAGAUUUAAGACAAGAAGAAUUCAUGACUUUCAAGUGGUACCUGAGAAAUGUGGAUGACUUCCAACCCAUCCCAAUGGCCCGACUGGAAAAUGCAGACAGAGUGCACACAGUGGAUCUGAUGGUGCAGCAUUAUGGACUUGCUGGAGCUGUGGAAGUGAUGAAGAGCGUUUUAAAGAAGAUCAACAGGAGUGAUCUGUUGAUGGAGUUGUCAAAGAUCAGCUCAGGAGCAGCAGGUCCUGGUCCAGCAGAGACUCUGAAUGUCCCUGCAGACAGAAGGCUGUUGACUGUUCGGACACAGUUUAUUAACAGAGUCUCUGAACCUGUUCUACAUCAGCUGCUGGAUAAACUCCUGCAGCAGAGGGUCAUAAAUGAGGGUGAAAUGGAUUCUGUCAGAGCUCAGUCGGGAAGAGCAGAUAAAGCAAAAGCAUUGAUCGAAAAUGUGCGACGUAAAGGAUCAGCAGCCAGUUCAGUUCUGAUCACUGCUCUCUGUGAGGAGGAUCCAGUUCUUUCAGAAGAGCUGAACCUACAGUCGGCCAGCUCAACAGUAAGGCGGGAAGUGAAGAGGAAGAAGAAGAAGAAGAAGCAGUGUGAGACACCAUUCCAAGUCAACAGAGCAGUGCGGCAGGAAUACAGGAAAUCUGAGACAGGACUGACUGAAGGCCACAAGAUGAGUGUUUGUGCGGAGGAAGGGGAGGACAUAUCAGUGUCUCCAGCACCCAGCUGUCUGUCUAUGAAGAGUGACUUCUCCAAAGAUGAACCUCCAUACUUCAGUAAUGAACCUGGACCCUCAAACAAAAAAGGGCAGCACCACAGACAGAGAGCAGUGUCUCCAGUAUCCAGCUGUCCGUCUAUGAAGAGUGACUUCUCCAAAGAUGAACCUCCAUACUUCAGUAAUGAACCUGGACCCUCAAACACAAAAGGUCAGCACCACAGACAGAGAGCAGUGUCUCCAGUACCCAGCUGUCCGUCUAUGAAGAGUGACUUCUCCAAAAAUGAACCUCCAUACUUCAGUAAUGAACCUGGACCCUCAGACACAAAAAAGAGGAAGAGAAGUGUUUUUUCUGUGGAGGAGCAGCUAUCCUGCUGUUCUUUGUGUCAGGGCGUCCUGAAGGAUCCAGUCUCUACCAACUGUGGACACUGGUUUUGCAGACAGUGCAUCACCUCAUACUGGGAUCAGUCUGCUUCAUCAGGAGACUCCUCCUGUCCCCAGUGUGGAAAAAGAUCGAGCACCGGACCUGGACUGCAGACCAGCACUGUACAAAGUACUCUUUCAACAGAUACUGGUCUGCAGGAGCUUUUAGAUGAACAUCACAUCAGUCUGAGCAGCACAUGUGAAUGUGUGACUCAAGGAACUGAUGAAGCAGGAAGUAAAAUCCUCCUCAACAGUAUCUACAAUGAGGUCCACAUCACAGAGGGACAUAGUGAAGAGGUUAAUACCCAACAUGAGGUGUGGCAGCUUGAAAUAGCUUCCAAGAUGAAGACCCUCCAUGACGCUCCAAUCAGGUGUCAGGACAUCUUUAAAGUCUUACAUGACCAACAGAAACACAUCAGAGUGGUUCUGAUGAACGGAGUCGCUGGUGUUGGAAAAACCUUCUCAGUGCUGAAGUUCACUCUGGACUGGGCACAGCGCUCCGAAAACCAAGAUAUCAGUCUGCUGAUUCUGUUCUCGUUCAGGGCGCUGAACUUGAUCAAAGAUGAGCAGUACAGUCUGCUCAUGCUGAUCCAUGUUUUCUAUCCAACAUUACAGAAGCUCACAGCAGAGAAGCUCACUGUCUGUAAAGUUCUGUUCAUCUUUGACGGCCUGGAUGAAAGCAGACUUUCACUGGAUUUCAACAACAGUGAGGUUGUGUCUGAUGUCACACAGAUGUCAUCAGUCAGUGUGCUGUUAGCAAAUCUCAUCAAGGGGAAUCUGCUUCCCUCAUCUCUUAUCUGGAUAACUUCCCGACCUGCAGCAGCCAAUCAGAUCCCUCCUUCAUGUAUGGACAGGGUAACAGAAGUACGAGGCUUCACUGACGCCCAGAAGGAGGAGUACUUCAGGAGGAGAUUCAGUGAUGAAGAGCAGUCCAGCAGAAUCAUCUCACACAUCGAGACAUCCAGGAACCUCCACAUCAUGUGUCGAAUCCCAGUCUUCUGCUGGAUCACUGCUACAGUUCUGGACCACAUGUUGACUACAGACCAGAGAGUAGAGCUGCCCAAGACCCUGACUGACAUGUACUCACACUUCCUGCUGGUUCAGACAAAGAGGAAGAAGAACAAGUAUGAUGAGGGACAUGAGACGAGUCCACAGGAGCUGACGGAGGCUGACAGGAACCUUCUUCUGAAGCUGGGGAGGUUGGCGUUUGAACAACUGCAGAAAGGAAACAUCAUGUUCUACCAAGAAGACCUGGAGCAGUGUGGUCUUGAUGUCACAGAGGCCUCGGUGUUAUCAGGAGUUUGUACGCAGAUCUUCAAAAGAGAGAGUGUGAUCUUCCAGAAAACAGUCUACAGCUUUGUUCAUCUGAGCAUUCAGGAGUUUCUGGCUGCAGUCUACAUGUACCACUGUUACACCAGCAGGAAGACAAAGGUACUGAAGGACUUCCUGGGGAAAUACUACAGCUACUCAUCCCUGGAUAACUUCCUGAAGAGAGCCAUGGUGAAAUCCUUUCAAAGUAAAAAUGGCCACCUCGACCUGUUUGUCCGCUUCCUUCAUGGCCUCUCUCUGGACUUCAACCAGAGUCUCUUAGGAGGCCUGCUGGGUCAGACAGAGAACAGUCCAGAAAUCAUCCAGAGAGCCAUCAGUAUCCUGAAGCAGAUGAACACAAACAGUAUCUCUCCUGACAGAAGCAUCAACAUCUUCCACUGUCUGAUGGAGAUGAACGACCGCUCAGUACAUCAGGAGAUACAAGAGUUCCUGAAGUCAGAGAACAGAUCAGAGAAGUACCUCUCUGAGAUCCACUGCUCAGCUCUGGCUUACAUGCUGCAGAUGUCAGAGGAGGUACUGGAGGAGUUGGACCUGAAGAAAUAUAAGACAUCACCUGAGGGGCGACAGAGAUUGAUCCCAGCUGUGAAGAACUGCAGAAAGGCUCAACUUCAUGACUGUGGACUCUCUGAGACUCACUGCGAAGUUGUGGCAUCGGCUCUGAAGUCCAAUCCCUCACAUCUGACAGAGCUGAACCUGAGUAAUAAUGAGCUGCAGGACUCAGGAAUGAAACGGCUAUCUGCUGGACUGGAGGGUCCAAACUGCAGACUGGAGACUCUGGGAUUGAGUCGCUGCUGUUUGUCAGAGACCAGCUGUGCUUCUCUGUCCUCUGCUCUGAAGUCCAACCCCUCCCAUCUGAGACAGCUUGAUCUGAGCUUCAACAGUCUGCUUGAUUCAGGAGUGAAGUCACUGUGUGAUUUUCUGGAGAAUCCACAUAGUAGACUGGAGUCUCUUGGAUUGAGUCUUUGCAAGUUGUCAAAGAUCAGCUGUGCAUCUCUGGUCUCAGCUCUGAAGAACAACCCCUCCCAUCUGAGAGAGCUGGAUCUGAGCUACAACAAACUGCAGGAUUCAGGAGUGAAACUGCUCUGUGUUUUUUUGGAGAGUCCACACUGUAGACUGAAGACUCUGAGACUGUGGGACUGCAGUUUGUCAGAGAUCAGCUGUGCUUCUCUGGCCUCAGCUCUGACGUCCAACCCCUCCCAUCUGAGAGAGCUGGAUCUGAACUACAACAACAAGUUGCAGGAUUCAGGAGUGAUUCUACUGUGUGAUUUUCUGGAGAAUCCACACUGUCGACUGGAGAACCUGAGAUUGAAUUGCUGCAGUUUGUCAGAGAUCAGCUGUGCUUCUCUGGCCUCAGCUCUGAACUUCAACCCCUCCCACCUGAGAGAGCUGGAGCUGAGCUUAAACAUCCUGCAGGAUUCAGACGUGAAACUGCUGUGUGAUCUUAAGGAGAGGCCAGACUGUAGACUGGAGAUGCUGAGAUGGCAAUAUCUGUAAGAGCCCAACUGAACAGAGAGGACUAGUGCAAGUAGCAGCAGCUUGUGUGUAGAGAGGCUGUCACUGGCUCAUGUUACUGGGAGGUAGAGAGGAGAGGAGAGCUUCAUCCAGCAGUGACUGACAGAGGAAACAGAGGAAUUGGAGAUGACUCUCAGUGCUGCAGUCUGAACUGAUCUGAGAACAGCUCCACUGUCAGACACAAAGUCAAGUUCAUCAUCAUCCCUGUGUGUUCCUCUUGAUCUGAAAAAGUAUCAUCAGUGUAUCUGGACUUCUUUCCUGUUGCUCUGUCCUUCUACACACUCUCUGCAGACACACUGAGACUCCUCCACCUGCACCUGAUCUGGAUUAUCUUCUCCGGACCUUGUCUGAAAAGGCUUCUAAAAUUAUGUCUUUGGCACUAUAACCCUCAAUUUACAGUACUUCUAACAAUUGUUAUCUGUCUGAAGUAGUGUAAUGAGCACAGGCACUGCAGUGGCUUUGUGUACCACCAUGUGUAAAGAUGCAGUGUUGCUUCUCUUAAUAUUUGAUGUUGAAAUCAGAAACCAGCAACCAGCCGGCAGGUAAAUUCAAGUGGGAUGCCUAUUAGUGCUAAAUUUCUUUACUCUUUUUAGUUUUUUAUAUAUCAUAUUCCAUAACUGAUAUUAUAUUAUUGCAGGAAUCUUACACCUCCUGGCCUGUGUUACCUCUCUUUAUAACAGACCUUUAUAUACGGUCCAGCUACUGUAAAAAGCGAUAUAUUUAAUGCUGUAAAUAAAGCUCCUUUGUUCUG
Molecule: messenger RNA, 9592 nt
Organism: Scomber scombrus (Atlantic mackerel)
Lineage: Eukaryota; Metazoa; Chordata; Actinopteri; Scombriformes; Scombridae
Exons: 38
Coding region: 94-8823 (2909 amino acids)
Biological process (GO): regulation of apoptotic process
Molecular function (GO): protein binding
Source: RefSeq, a predicted model, not a curated record